Recurvomyces mirabilis is the source of this 2190-nucleotide messenger RNA. RefSeq lists its product as uncharacterized. Bases 1 to 2190 code for a protein of 729 amino acids. The record is from RefSeq and is a predicted model, not a curated record. The transcript is spliced from 3 exons. NCBI's taxonomy places the organism in Eukaryota, Fungi, Ascomycota, Dothideomycetes, Mycosphaerellales, Teratosphaeriaceae.
AUGGCUAAACGGAAACGAGAUGGCCAGGCUGCUGGACGGCCUUCGGUGCAGGUUGAACCUCACCAUCUCUAUUUGCCAGACAAUCAGCAGACACGAUCCGUCGUGAGGCCAUCACAAGUCCUGCCAGCUAUGGCGCCGUACCACUUGGCCAUCGAUUUCGAGCAGUGGGAGAAGUGCAAGACUCAUCAAUGCGAGCAUCACGCACCUCGCAACUUCCCAUGGGGUCAUAUACUCCAACCACAAUUCUACGAGGCUCGCCACGAAUCAACUGCACAGUUACGAAAGCUGCAAGCCACGAUCAAGAAUCUACGACGGGAGAAUGAGAUGAUUCGAGAUGACUUGGAGGAGUAUCAUAGGAUGUUCGAGCUUGAGGAACGACCGGGUGUUGCUCAAAUAAUCGAGGUCGAUAUGCAGGAUGUUGUGGAGGACUCUGUUGACGGUGAAGACGACGAGAAGGAAAGUGAAGGCGAGGAAGCUGCUGGGACAGGAAGUGAGGAAGAGCAGGUGGAGGUGGAAGGGCACACUUCGGCAGAGGAGGGAGAGGCGGACGAGGAGAGUAGUGAGGAGGAGACAGAGGACGAGCCACUGGAGGGUGAGGAGAUCGUUGCGGAUGUAGCAGAGGUUCCAAACCUGCAUGAUGAGCAAAUGGUUGAUAUUAAGGCAAAGGCUGGCAACAAGCCCGAGUCUUCUGCCGCUGUCGACGAUCCAUCUCAUACUGAAGAAGGACUUCAGGCAAUCCAGGCAGACACUGAGGUAGUAGAUGAAGUGUAUGAGUCUGCUGCAGAAGAUGUGAUGGCGCAUGAUCAUCCUGUGCUUCUUCCUCCUCUCUUAGCUACCGACCUUAAUGCGGGAGACAACUUCGACAGACGAUUCAAGAAUGGUGAGGCUUCGACCACUGAUAUUGCCGCCACACCACACGGCCUGCCAAUGAUUCCAAGGCAUGCUUCACCUGCCCAGCCAGCUGUCGCUCAAGUCUUCAUCGUCAUCUUCCGUACCUUACGUGAAGAAGGCGAUGAUCUUUGUGAGCUCCAAGGCGCCUUCACCAGCAUCGUAUCUGCGAACGAAGCAGCGCACUCGGUACUGAGAAGUCUGGUCCCAUACCUCGAAGACGACGAGAUCUACGACAAGCCUCCCUCGGAACUUCUUUGGCCAAACGCUAGCCACCUUGGCAUGCCAGAACGUCGAUAUACUUCGGAUGGCGAGAUCAGACUAUCGGUCGACCACAAAGAUCUGGGCAUGACUUUCGUUUCAGUCGUACGUCAAGAUCUGGAUGUGAUGCCCGUGGAGAGCUUCCAAGACAAUUCGGCUGCCAUUGAACAGAAUCAAAUCCCGACCCGUCCUGGGCAUCAGUGGGAUUGGCCUACGGAUCGGCAAAGUACUGCGAUCCGUGAACACUCUGGGUGCGGAGGCCUUCGAAAAGGCUCGGAUGACGAACGCAACCGUUCCGAGCCUCAGCCCUACGUCAUGGCUCAUCAGUUCACUUUUGACUCGACAUUCAUGGGAAAGGCAACGGAUCGUAUACAUAUGGCGAUAUUCAACAUGGCGUCGACCACCACUGCAACUCAGAUCUUCAGCAUCACCACCUCGCUCCUGGCAGCAGGCAGUCUAACAACAACGUCUCUAAUCGAAAUUCCCCAGCUUCAGUCCCAGCCCGCAUCACGCGCGCUACCGCAACUCCGUUGGUACUUCUCCCGAGGAUCGCACAUCUUCCCACAAGCGGCUGGCCUCUCAGCAGCAGGAUUCAUUUACCUCGCCAUCAACGCUCUACCACCGAAUCAGCUCAGCAAUACCCUGACAUAUGCUCUGCAAGGAGGCAAAGUGUCGGGCUACCUGGCCGCGGCAGCCUUGUCGUUCGGAAUUGCACCCGUGACCAUGUUCCUCAUGAUCCCGACAAAUUUCGCCAUCAUCAAGAUGAACGAAGAACUGGGAGGUGCUCGCAGUGAGAAAUCUGCUAAGCAAGGUGGCGCAAAGCCAAAAGAUCGCAAGGCUGAGGACGCCUUAGACGGGGAGGACCAAGCGAACCAGUUCACGGAUCUUAGUGGACCGCAGAGCAAGACUACACAAGACUCUUCUCCAGAACAGGACAGAAAGGCGAGAGAGCUCCUUGGCAAAUUCGCCCAGCUCAAUGGUCUGAGAGCGGCAUUGAUGCUUGCGGGUGGUGUUGUUGGACUGUGGACCGCUCUGGCUUAA